CAUCCGUGGCCACCCAUGACGCGUGAGAAAAGAGUAUUACAUCAUCCUCGCCUGACAUAUAACUAUAUCAGAUCUAGAUAACACGUAAAACCUUACACAAGUGUACGUGUACCCUUUUAUGUCGAAUUUAGACAGAGCUGUACAAGAUUUUGAAGAAAACACUUUGGUUUUGUUUAUGAGAUGGGAGGAUGGUGAUGAUUUCCUUUUCCCAGCUAUUUUCCGAAUCAUGUUCCAUACUUUUUUGGAGGAUGAGUUUGAAGAUAAAGUAGAAACUCCUACAUCAAAGAGGUGGUGCAAAGAUGAACCGCUGAGAUUUGGCUACGAUCAACCCGGAAUGGCUGUGGCUGUAUUGACACUUGUGUGGUGUUGAUUUCACAUUCUAAAUAUGCUGCACUAGAUAAAUAGGAAAUAAGAUGAAUCCCUCUGCGCUUGAUCCUGAGAAAAUAAAACAAUACUUAAACAAUAUGUGGAGCAAAAAACAUCCCACUUACGAUGGUUGUAUGCUUCCGAAAUUCAGACCGCUAUUUCCUGAUCCAGAAAAACACAUGGAGGCAAUAAGGAAUUUCGACUCAAGGGAAUCAGAUAUACUACUCUGUACAUUUCCCAAAUCAGGAACACACUGGGUACACGAGAUUGUGUCGAUGAUUCUACAAGGAGGGGCACAGUACACCAGUGGUCAUAAGAUACACACCAUGAUGGAGUCUGUCGGUAUUGAACAAAUGCAUGAGCAACCCUCUCCGCGUUUCCUCAACACGCAUCUUACAUUUCGUCAUCUUCCCAAGAAGCAUGUAGAUAAUGGAUACAAAAUCAUCCAUGUUAUAAGGAACCCUAAAGAUGUGAUGGUGUCCUUUUACAACCACAGCCAGAAUGCCCCAUUAACGGCCUGUACAGAGGAAGACUUCCCCGGGACAUGGAACAACUUUAUCGAAGACAUGUGUGCAAACAAGCAUAAUUUCUAUGGGGGUUAUAUCGGCUAUGAACGAGAGUGGGCGAUGUCAAAACAGGCAAAAACUGCAACAAAUAUCCAUACUGUGUUUUACGAAGAUUUGAAAAAGAAUCCAGUUGUAGAAAUUAAGCGUAUGGCAGCUUUUUUUAAUAAAGAAAUAAGCCCCAAACUUAUGGAGGAAAUCGCUGACAAAUGUUCGUUCAAAAACCUUGCGGACGCAACAACAUCAGGCAAGAAAGGUGUGGAUAUACUCAGCAAAGUUUCAAAAGACGGUACCAACUUCAUAUUCAGGAAAGGAACCGUAGGAGACUGGAAAAACUGGUUCACUGUCGCUCAAAAUGAAAUGUUUGACGCCAUGCUGGAGACGGGGUUGAAGGAUACCAAUUUGAAGUUAACAUAUGAACUCUAAAAACGUGAUAUCCUAUCCAUUAUCUAUCCGGUAGUACAUUACAGUCUUACAUGAUGUACAAUAAGGAGCUGACAUACAAUAGUAUGGUGUAUUUUUAUGGAAAUACUGUGUUAUUACAAAGUAAUACUGUAAAUACACCAUUUGAUACUAACUCAGUAGUACUAACGCUAUCUACUGAGUUAGUGCCGCAUGAUGUAUUUUUAGGUGGAUGUUGCCGAGUUAAGAUGGUUAAAUGUAUUAACAUGAACAAUCUUCUAAUUAACAAUUUAAAUAGAAAAUGCUGUGUAAGUAAGGUAUGACGUAUUUGUUUUUGCAUAAACUCAGUAAUUGUGGUAUGAUGUACUGAGACAGGUAAUUUUGUCAAAUUGAAGAAAAUCCAGUUUCAAUUCAAAUUAAUCAAAUUAUUUUCAGAGGGAUUAUCUGAAAUAAGAAGUAAAGAUGAAGCUGUACGAGUUGUUUUUAAAUACAUCUGAUAAUACGCCCGAGUACAAGAAGAGGUACAGAGGUUGGUCCUGUGUGCGCGUAGCAUCAUUAGACAUAGUCCUUGUUUUAACAGUGUAACGUAAGUUUGAAAUUCUGCUUUACAGAAUUUUGGUGAUUCUCGUUGUCGAUUGUCCAGGGGUACGUUGUAGAUCGUUGUCGAUUGCCCAGGGGUACGUUGUAUAUCGUUUUCGAUUGUCCAGGUUUACGUUGUAGAUCGUUGUCGAUUGUCCAGGGGUACGUUGUAGAUCGUUGUCGAUUGUCUAGGGGUACGUUGUAGAUCGUUGUCGAUUUUCCUGGGGUACGUUGUAGAUCGUUGGCGACUGUCCAGGGAUACGUUGUAGAUCGUUGUCGAUUGUCCAGGGGUACGUUGUAGAUCGUUGUCGAUUGUCAAGGGUUCCGUUCUAGAUCGUUGUCGAUUGUCCA
Mizuhopecten yessoensis (Yesso scallop) is the source of this 2261-nucleotide messenger RNA. Its product is annotated as sulfotransferase family cytosolic 1B member 1-like. Gene Ontology annotation, cellular component: cytoplasm. The record is from RefSeq and is a predicted model, not a curated record. Gene Ontology annotation, molecular function: sulfotransferase activity. The transcript is spliced from 7 exons. Gene Ontology annotation, biological process: sulfation. NCBI's taxonomy places the organism in Eukaryota, Metazoa, Mollusca, Bivalvia, Pectinida, Pectinidae. Bases 414 to 1355 code for a protein of 313 amino acids.